AUGUGGGUUGCUGAUACCCUGUCAAGAGCAAGUGUUGGAAAAUCUAAACAGGAGGAAGAAAAAGAAGCAUUUGUCAUUGGUUUGAUUAAGAACAUGCCUAUUUCUGAUAAAAAAUGUGACAUUGUUCGCAAAGAAACCGAAAAAGAUGAAGAACUGAAGGCAGUAUGCGAGUGGAUAGAUGAAGGAUGUCCCAAAACUAAAGAUCCGUUGCUUGGAAGAUAUGAGUCGGUUAAGGACGAACUGACAUUUUGUGAUGGAAUUAUCUUCAAAGGAUGUCAGAUAGUAGUACUUAAGUCCUUAAGGAUGGACAUGUUAAGGAAAAUACAUUAUGCUCACCAAGGGAUGACAAAAUGUUGUGCCAAAGCUAAAGGGCUUCUUUAUUGGCCAAACAUGAAAAAUGACAUUAAAAAUAUGGUAAAACAUUGUGAGAUAUGUCAAAAAUAUGCCAAUUCCCAAUGCAAGGAGCCUAUGGUGUUGCAGGAGGUAGCAGAAGGACCAUGGAGUUGCAGGGCUUGA
This is a messenger RNA of Nezara viridula (southern green stink bug), 516 nucleotides long. The record is from the annotation of a GenBank genome assembly. NCBI's taxonomy places the organism in Eukaryota, Metazoa, Arthropoda, Insecta, Hemiptera, Pentatomidae.